CGAGCAGCAACUGGACAGUGGACAGCGACUGCAACCGGUCUUCGCCUGCAAAGAACGUUAUUUCAACGAGAACAAAAAUGCACUUUAGUACCAAAGCUUAUUAUAAUAUUAUUCUGUGUUCAUAGUACAAAUUAUUAUUAUAUUAUUAUUUGUAUCUUAUUAUUGUUAUAAGAUUGCAGAGAUGCUCUACAAACAAGGUACCAAAAAGUUAUUGCAGACAUUGCAGCCGUCUGGCGUCGACAAAGAAAAUUUAGUUGGAACUGGCAGAUUUCAUAAACACAAUUCUGAUCCUAAAAUAUUGAAGCCACAAUUUAAGACUGAAGUAGAUGUUAAAUCCAAUGAAAAUAAGUCUAUAGUUGCAAAAGUAAAUCCAUCUCUCUACAAGAAGUUAAUUAUUGAAGAUCUCACUAGCGUUGUUGGUCCUAGUGAAAAAUAUUGGGAGGUUACUGCAGAACAUCGUAGGAAGGCUUUGGAAGAAGUGCUUGAACAAAAUCGUAAAUUACUUACCAUAGUCAUGGCAUUGGAAAAAGAAAAUGCAUCUUGUAAAAAAUUACUCGAACAAACAACUGAUCUCGUUAACACAUUAAAGGAAGUACUAAAUGAAGAAUAUCAUAAAUCAACUGAAGAUUAUGUCGAUGAUGACAUUUCAUCAAUCACCUCAAAUCAAAUUAACAGCAACGAGGAUUUUUCCGGCAGUGAAUCUGAAUAAAUUAUUUUUAAAUUUAACAAUUAAUUCAUUUUUUCUAAUUAUUAAAUUGAUUUUUUUUUUGUUUCUACCAAGUAUUAUAUUAUUUUGUAUUAAAUUUAAUCAUAUCAAUAUUUUUUUUAAGUAAAUAUCCAUUUUUAACUUUGAUUUUUUAACAAUUUUUGUGUUAUAUAUAUAUGAAAAUGAAAAUAAUUAUGAUCUGUUAAUCUAUACAUUUUGACUAAAUUGAUUUACAAUAAAUUUUAUACAUAUUGAAACAAUAAACUAAUUUGUAAGUAAUUAAAGGAA
Acyrthosiphon pisum (pea aphid) is the source of this 994-nucleotide messenger RNA. RefSeq names its product geminin-like. The record is from RefSeq and is marked predicted. Gene Ontology annotation, biological process: regulation of DNA replication. NCBI's taxonomy places the organism in Eukaryota, Metazoa, Arthropoda, Insecta, Hemiptera, Aphididae.